CCAGUAACAAAAACAAAAAUCUCAAGCACAAGUUAAAUUUUUGUGAGUUGCUACACAAAAAACGUAAAAGAGAAGACAGUUCUCUCGAAAUAUUGAUAGAUCAACAAAGAUUAAAGUGAGGUGUGUUAAAAUACAGCAGAUACGUGGUAGUAUCAAGUGUUAACACUUUUCGUACUCUGCAGCAACCCAAAAGCAGAAUGUCAGUACGAGACUUUAUCAAGGGUCUGCCCAUACACGAUUCGAGCAAUUUUACCCAUUUGAGCAACGAACAUGGAAUUCGAACGUCGCAGAAGCGUGCCUCCGUCUACCUGCCCACCGAGGAUGAGCAUUCAGAGCAGCUGAUCGUGAUGGACAAGCGAUGUGUCCUGCUGCGCUACCUCACUCAGCAGUGGGACAAAAAGACGCUUCAGCGGAAGAGGGAGCACGGCGGCGAUUCGGGAAAUGGCAACGGCAACAGCUCCACGCCCAACGGCAACAGCACCAACAGCAAAAAGCGCCCGCGCUUGGACCCCAACGAGCUGAACUGAGCUGGGCGGCAGGACCUUAAGCCAAGCACCCGAUGGACAUCCCCACGCAGCACUACUAUCCCGAGCGAACACGCAGCCGCCACCAUUCAUUUACACUCAUAUACAUAUAUAUUAAAUAAAAUAUACUAAGUACAAAGGAGUUGCAGUCGAACGGUCCUUUCAAAGUUUUGUAUCACGCUGAUCAUUGGUCGAAAGCCCCAGUAUUUCUUUAGAUUUCAGUUGUACCCAAAUUAACACAGCUAAAUAAUGUUUUUGUGACCAACAUAUGCAUACCUCCUUUUGCAAGAAAAUACCAUCAUUCGUAUAAAAUGUCGAGUACAAAAUUUUGUAAGCUUUGUUACUGCUAGUUCAUGAAUCACGGUAUUUUUUUUUCCAUUCUUUGGACUUACCUUAGGAAAAUAUACAUGUACUUCUCGCAAAGUUUGUAACCUAAAAUGUAAUGCGUUUAUAAUCUGGGAAUUGAUCUGCAUAACCAAUUGUAUACACUAUUAUUGUAAAUUGGCAAUGAAUUAUUUUGGCAGAAGGAAGAUCGACUGAAUUCCAGUACAACACAUUUAUAAUAGCACAUAAUGUGAGUUCCAAUAGAUUUACUUUUAAAG
Drosophila melanogaster (fruit fly) is the source of this 1126-nucleotide messenger RNA. RefSeq lists its product as uncharacterized. NCBI's taxonomy places the organism in Eukaryota, Metazoa, Arthropoda, Insecta, Diptera, Drosophilidae. The record is from RefSeq and is marked reviewed. The transcript has a single exon. Bases 198 to 527 code for a protein of 109 amino acids. Gene Ontology annotation, biological process: regulation of proteasomal ubiquitin-dependent protein catabolic process.